Molecule: messenger RNA, 285 nt
Organism: Effrenium voratum
Lineage: Eukaryota; Dinophyceae; Suessiales; Symbiodiniaceae
Source: the annotation of a GenBank genome assembly
AUGGCGGGUGAAAAACCCCGGAACCUGCGGCGAGUUAAGGAUGAGCUUUUGAGGGGCAUCAUCAUGCAGUGCGCACGCGCAAAGCCGGAUGAGCGGCCGACGGCGCAGCAGCUGCUGGAACACGAAUGGCUGGAAGAGCCGGAAGGCACGAGUGGAACCGGCAGCGGCAACGUCCUUUGCGAGCUGUUGCCCAUGGACGAAGCGCCCGAGGAUGUUCCAGACGUGGAUAUUUUUCCUCAGUUGCCACAGCUGGAAAAGAUUGCGGAAGAGGAAGAAGAGACGGAG